Oncorhynchus kisutch (coho salmon) is the source of this 5672-nucleotide messenger RNA. Its product is annotated as hepatic leukemia factor. The record is from RefSeq and is a predicted model, not a curated record. The transcript is spliced from 4 exons. Gene Ontology annotation, biological process: regulation of transcription by RNA polymerase II. Gene Ontology annotation, cellular component: nucleus. Gene Ontology annotation, molecular function: DNA-binding transcription factor activity, RNA polymerase II-specific; RNA polymerase II cis-regulatory region sequence-specific DNA binding. Lineage: Eukaryota; Metazoa; Chordata; Actinopteri; Salmoniformes; Salmonidae. The coding region runs from base 835 to 1926 and encodes 363 amino acids.
AGAGAAAGAGGGAGGGUGAGAGAGAGAGCGCGACUAAGUGGGGAGAGGAAAACAAGGGACAUCAACAUCUAUACUACUCUCAUGUUGUUGGAUAUUAUUUGACGAAGCCUUUUUCCCCCUUAUCACCCCCCACCCUUUACCCCCCCCUCCCUCCACCCCCAAACAUACACUUCUUUUCAACUUUCUCUAUUAUUGGAUUUCUUUGAGUUUUGAGACUUUACGUAGGACUACACAUCCAAUGCUGUCCGUUAUAUUAUAGGCAUUUCUCCAAAAUCCAUUUCAAUUAUCAUUUUUCGCGGAAUAUUUUUGUUCAGGUCAAGAAGAAAAUCAACUCCGUGCGAUGCCUAUUAUCCUCAAAUAAACGGACAUCAUCAAAGCAAGGUAUUUUUCGCGCAAUCUGAGCGCUGUCCAACUUUGUUUAUCUCAAAGAUAGAGGCUGGGAUAAGAGAUUUAUUAAAGGGCCCAUUGCAUCUGGCAAGAUUAUUGAAUCGAACACUUAUUUGACCAUGGACAUUUCUUUGAGGACAUCAUUUUCACUUUUGAUUUCUUCAUGGACAUUUGGAAGCGCAAUAGUUUAUUGUUGAUGUCAAGUUAUAUUUGAUAUGUCGAAUGUCACUAUUAUUCUCUAGCACGUUCUUAAUUCAUACUUAGAUAAACUAUCAUUCGGUGUUCGAAUGAGGUAAAUAACAGUUGGUGUAGCAGUGUGUAUCCAGCCGUCCACCUUUUUAAUCGUCACGUCACUGUGUUGUGAACCCGCUGACGGCCAGUCAAUCGUUUGUGGAUUAAUCGGAUAAAUUCCGCGUUCAUUCCACCGUGGGAAUCAACGGCGUACCAAUGUCUAGGCCGCUCACACAGCUCCUACCGCCUGACCUCCCGGCCGGAGCGAGCCCACAGUUCAGUACGGGUAACCUCGCGGGCAGUGUCCCGACCGGCGGACACUUGAACUCCAUGGCCAGCCUCAAGACUCUCCUACAACUGCCCAUCAAGGCUGACCAGCGAGCGAAAGACUGCUGUGCAAUGAAAGACAAAGACAAGCCCCAGGACUCGGACACCAUGGUUGGGGGCCCAGGCGGUCGGCCUUCCCAGUCGGCUUUCCUGGGGCCCCAUCUGUGGGAGCGCACGCUACCCUGCAGCGACGGUGGCCUCUUCCAGCUGCAGUACAUGGACCUGGAAGAGUUCCUGACUGAGAACGGCAUGGCCAUGCACAGCAAAGGUGGCAACGGCUCCAGCGCCAGCGCCCAGGUGCCCUCGCAGAGCUCCCUGCAGUCGGCCGUGCCCAACCAGAGCUCCCAGUGCCCGCCGUCCUCCCCUCCGCUAUGUUCUUCUUCAUCAUCCUCCAUGUCCUCCUCAUCUUCUUCCUCCUCGCUGCUGGGCCUGGACAACGGGCCGCCACCACCAAACGGACUGCCAGGCAUGAUGGGAGGGCCCGAGUGCCUACGUGGUGGCCAGGUCAUGCCUCCAGACCUCUCGCCCUCCUCCACCACCACCUCCUCCUCCUGCCUCCCCGGGCCGCCAGGAGGCUCACUGGUCGCCAACGGCACCGCUGACGUCAUGGUGAACUUUGACCCGGACCCGGCGGAUGUGGCGCUGUCCAGCGUGCCGGGCCAGGAGGCCUUCGACCCCCGGAGGCACCGCUUCUCGGACGAGGAGCUCAAGCCACAGCCCAUGAUCAAGAAAGCCCGCAAGAUGCUGGUCCCAGAUGAGCAGAAGGAUGACAAGUACUGGAGCCGGCGCUACAAGAACAACGAGGCGGCCAAGCGCUCACGUGACGCCCGGCGCCUCAAGGAGAACCAGAUCACGGUGCGCGCCGCCUUCCUGGAGCGAGAGAACGCUGCUCUCAGACAGGAAAUGGCCGAUAUGCACAAGGAGCUGGGCCGCUGCCGCAACAUCCUCAACAAGUUCGAGAGCCGACACGGAGACUUGUGAGGAAGAAGAAGGGAGGAGGAGGGAGAGGGUUAGAAGGCAGCCACAACAUUGGCAGCACUUUAGUUGAGGGGGUGCGCGUACGGCCUACGUAAACGUGACGUAAGCAUUGUAUGACACCUGGCGUAAGCAUCCGUGUUGUGAGUAACCCGGAGUGUUGUAGUGAGUGCAGCCUUCAUUUUGUGUAUCUGUGCUAUGCUGGUUUCACUUCCCGUGUCUCUUUGACAGGUUGCGUCGUGACGUCAUUCAGUGUUUAUAUCAGGUGCGUUGCAGUGUUUUUUUUUCUUCCUUCGGGGUAAUGCUCAGGCCAUACGCGCACCCAUUCAGAUGGGUGUGUUCAAAUCAUACAGAUCACAGACAACUAAUGUUUUUAAGCUAAAGGCAAGGAGACAAGCCAGGGGAGGACAGAUGUGUACGUUUUUUUUCUAUGACUAAACAUGUGUAUCUUAACUGUACUGAGCAGGGAGGGAGGCAUGGGCCAACUAGAAAACAGAGGAUGAGCUAUAAUCUAGAGGAGGAUGAGGAGAGGCAGAAGAGAGGAAAGCAAAGAGAUUUCAACAUAGGAAAACUGUAUAUUUUUAUAUUUGCAAAGACAGCUCAGAGGAGAUUUUGGAAAUAAUCUUUUGUAUAUUUUAUAUAUGGGUGAGUUUAGUAGAGAGAUGGGGGGGGGGGGGGGGGGUUAUAUGAAGAUGUUUUAACAACAGGGUAGAUUGAUAAAUUAUAUAUUUUGAAUUUAGAAGCUGUUCACAACCAUCCCGGUUGAGGGACAUUGAUCCCGAAGAGGUUUUUAAGAUUGACCCUUCUGAGGUCGUAAUAGAGAAUGUAUAAUGGUUGUAUCCAGGGAUAACAUGGCGGCGAGAGAGGAGAUGCAUCUUAGUAAAUGAUUGUGGACAUGAACAGGUCGAAGGUUAAAUAAACAUUGUAUAGUUUAAAUAGUGUUCUUGUGGGUUUGUUCAAGCACUUAAAGGAAGUUGUUUUUGUUUUUUUUCACUCCCAGCACCACCUUGACAUUAACAUAUGUGAAAAUGGCGUGUUUCUAUGUUUUGUAGUAAAAUAAAUAGAAGGUAAGUGUUUCCAAUUAGACCAGUUAGUAGGAAAUUAGCAGGCAAUGCCUGCUCAUAAUUGGUUAAAAAUCACACGAUGCACACCGAAGAUGUCAUUGGAGGAGACACUUAUCUUAGAAACACGCAAUUUUCACAUAUGUUGAUUUUGGGGUGGUGCCGGAGAGGAUGAAUAUCAAAAGUGGCGGAGUUGUUAUCUUCUCUUUGAUUCCUUUCUUGAAUUAAAUCUAUUUAAUUGUGUGUCUGGCAGUGAGGGGGGGAAAGAGAGAGAGAAUUUAUUGAAACGCUGCAGUCAGUGAUCCAUCAUGAGAACAGCUGCAUACGCACUGAUGUUUGUGAAUAAAUAUUGGUCAAAUGUGUUGCCAGGUAUUCAUGUCGAUGGGUGAAUAUGUUUGGCUCUGGCGCAAACACAGACAGACACACACCACAAACAAACAUGACUAGACAAACGGUGCAAUAACCUGGACCAGUGACUAGGUAUGCAUUUUCACAUUACACACACACACACAUGCACGCCUGCAAGUACGUGCGCGCACACACACACACUCUUAUUUCAAAUCAAGUAUAAAGCCCUUCUUACAUCAGCUGAUGUCUCGAAGUGCUGUACAGAAACCCAGCCUAAAACCCCCAAAAGCAAGCAAUGCAGGUGUAGAAGCACGGUGGCUAGGAGAAACUCCCUAGAAAGGCCAGAACCUAGGAAGAAACCUAGAGAGGAACCAGGCUAUGAGGGGUGGCCAGUCCUCUAUUUGAUCCUGAAAGCAAGCUGGACCUCGAAACACGGCUGGUGUACGAUAGCGCACAACCAGUCAAGGCAAAUAAAACUUCACCACUUUCCACAGCAUAUGCUGGGAAUUUCUCUCUCUCUCUCUCUCUCUCCCUCAUCCUUGAUCCAUUGUGAAGUGUGAAACUGGUUGAGAAUGGAUUGCCCAGGUUAAGUUGGCAGUGUUCAGCAUGAACCGGAGCAUGCUGCCACUUAACACACCCCGAGUUUGAUUAUAAUGAUGAUUAUUACUGUGGACUAUAUAUGGUGCUCAACCUGUUCCUCCAUCUGAACAUACACAACCCAACACAGUAACUGAACUGCCUAUAGCCUUUUAUUUAUUUGUAUUUGUUCUUUAUUCUGUGUGUCGUAUUGUAAGAGGAAGUCCCGUAUAGAGUGACACACAAGAGUAUGUUUAUACCUCUCCUAAACAACUUAACCCAGUGAGACGAUUCUCCCUUAUGCACCAUAAACAACUUAACCCAGUGAAACAAUGCACCCUUAUGCACCAUAAACAACUUAACCCAGUGAAACAAUGCACCCUUAUGCACCAUAAACAACUUAACCCAGUGAAACAAUGCACCCUUAUGCACCAUAAACAACUUAACCCAGUGAAACAAUGCACCCUUAUGCACCAUAAACAACUUAACCCAGUGAAACAAUGCACCCUUAUGCACCAUAAACAACUUAACCCAGUGAGACAAUGCACCCUUAUGCACCAUAAACAACUUAACCCAGUGAAACAAUGCACCCUUAUGCACCAUAAACAACUUAACCCAGUGAAACAAUGCACCCUUAUGCACCAUACACAUGUACAAUAAAAUACUACAGCUAUUCUCUCACUAGAUAUGUGUGUGUGUGUAUAUAAUAUAUCCUUGAUCAUAUAAUAUGAUAUAUCCGUGACUAUAGAUGUAAUAAUACACAUAGCUUGAAUAUAUAAAUGCAGUAUAAGAUGAUUGGAAUCAUUGUCAAUUUCUCAGGCGUUCUGGGGGACAAAAAAAACAAACUCUUACGAUAAAUCUUAACUUUGAUGACAGAAGUUGUGAUUCUUACUUUAUUUUUCUUUGGCAGUACAAUUAUGUAGAGUUCGAUGGAAAUCUACUGCGUAUGACCAACUCACCUUGGGAGGGAUGUUCUAGUUCAACCAGUUCUGGAUUUGAAGGUCUUUGCUGAUUUCAGACAUAGCAUUCAAUGUUAUUUUUAAAAUUAUUCUUAUUAUUACAGUUCUGAUUGCUAGUAUUAUCGUCGUUGUUGUUAUUAUUACUCUUAUAUUUAUUUUCCUUGCUACAACUUUUAAGGGAGAAUGCAGUUCUCAUUUAUUCUCCCUUGUAUUUUUCAAGACCAUCUUUACUCUACUUUAUUUUCUAUGAGCCUGUUCACUAUCGGCACCAUCCAAUGAGACUGUACAAAGCUCCAGGUGCACUGUGGGGACUGUAGGCUUGUCCGUGUGUUUUUUGUAUUUGAACAAAAGCUGAAACAACCACAAACUAUGGACUUAAAACCCUGGAAGAAUUUGAACUACAUCUCCCAGCAGCAGGCUUCUAACACAGUCCAUCUUUUGAUGGACAAAGAAGCAACUUUUUGAUACCUGGAACUAGUUUGCAGAAACAUAAACUUUUGACAGUGAUAUUUUUCUAUGUGUCUGUAUAUGCAUACUGCAACUUUUUGUGGGCAUUUGUAGCCCAUCCUCACAGUGAUGGUAUGCUACUAAACGGUGUUGCGGGUAAUGUGCACAGGAUAUUUUCCCUUCCCCAUGUGGAUUACAAACUACUCCCGGUUGUGACUGUUAUAAAUAAACUACAAGUCACAUGAGCACACCACUACCCAUUUGCCCCAGUAAUGUCUACUUAUCCUGCCUAUAAGGAUGCUGAGGAAUGUGAUCUGGCUUUUCCUGAAAACACCAAUAAAGACUCACCCUUACUCAUUGA